Talaromyces stipitatus ATCC 10500 is the source of this 2838-nucleotide messenger RNA. RefSeq lists its product as uncharacterized. Bases 1 to 2544 code for a protein of 847 amino acids. Lineage: Eukaryota; Fungi; Ascomycota; Eurotiomycetes; Eurotiales; Trichocomaceae. The record is from RefSeq and is a predicted model, not a curated record. The transcript has 2 exons.
AUGCUACCUGAAUUCUUGCACAGUAGUUACGCCCGCUACAAAGCAGAUACCAAUACAUUUGCCACAUGGCUACUGGAGACAGCUAGUCAGUGUGGCUAUCAACCACCGACCCUCUCUGGCACCGUUCCUACCGCGAAAAAGGGUAGACGCAAAGGCAAAAACGAUGACUCAAAUGCAGCUCCACUUCACUAUAGUGCGACUACCAAGGAUCUUCAAAAGCUCGCCGAGGUGGUUGCUGGUUCUGCUCUCACAGUACCUAAGUCAAUUCUCACUAUCGCGAAACGCGCCAUCAAAUUGAGAAAAGCGGUCACUUGCUGGUUCUUGGGCCAGGGUGACUCCACGAACAACGAGCGUCAUGCUCAUUUCAUCACUGCGCUGGAGCAGAUCUGUGAGACUCUUGAAUGGAAGACCAACCAGCCCUCGAAGCCAGACUCUAAGCAGCCACCACCGACUUCUAAGCCUCAAAGUGACGACACCGAUGCUGACAGGUUUCUAAACAAAUUUGCUGUUCUCACCGUGGAGGAACCUCAGAAUACUGCGCAAACUCAACCGACGCCUACAGAAUCGAAGAAGGUCGUCAAGGUGACUGUUGUUGAGGAGGACGACAAUGAGGAAGCAGACUCAUUUUUUGACCUGAAAAAUAUGCGAUCAUUCAUUUCCAUCACCUGGUCGGAGUAUCGAGAUAAGAAAAUCGACCUUAUGAACGCCGCUGUCGUGACUGACAGUGCUUUGCAACUUGCCCGAGAUCUUGUGAGAGAGGUGGAAGCUGACUGGCGCACUUCCCUUACGGGGAAAAGGGAUGAUGUCCAGAAUAUUGUCUACAAUCUCGCUGUUUUUACGCGCGGCAUUUCUGUGACUCCAUCCACUGAGAUUGGCCUGCCAUACAACAAGAACAUGGCUGAUAUAGCCGAAUGGUGCUAUGUGCCAACUAAAGUCCUGCUUGAGUCCUUCGCAGACGUUCUCCAGGCCAAUCAUCAGCCAGUCUUUAAAAAAGGCUACUUCGGCACCUAUAAUCCGAAAGCGCACAGAGAGCUGAUGUCUCUGGGUGAGAAAUUCAACGAAGACAAAAUUAUCCUUCUUUCGAUUUUGCCAGAGUUUUGCUUGAUCGAUACCUUCAAAAUCCAAAUGCCUACUGAGGACGCGAUCACUCGAGGGCUUUCUGAGUUUGCCAAGACGAAGAGGGUUACUCUAUGGCUUUGUUUCGCCUCCCAGAUCUUCCUCGACGUUCAUCAUAUCAUGCGGCACAGUACCUUGGGUGCAUUUGGAGACCUCCGAAUGGCUGGACUUCGCAUCCAGAAGACUAUCGACGACUACCUGCAACUGUCGAAAACACACCCUCAGCCUAAAUUUUGGCCAAAAGAGGGUGACGAGGAGAUUCGAAAUAUAAGUUCAACUGUCAAGUCAUGGAUCAUACAAGAUCUGUUUCUUGAUAUUCGAGUCCUGUCUGAACUCGACAGAAUUGGCUCCCCGCCCGAAAAACAUGCACUCUUCUCGCAGCACGCUAUCCUCUGCGGCUUAAUACUGUUCAACCUCAAUAUUCGAAUGCAGUUUGUUGGCCAGCAGCUCGUUACCCAAUGGUACGACGUCCAACAACUGGCCUUCUUGCACAACCUUAUCAUAAAUUCUCCAAAGCAUAAUGACCUGAGAUGGCCUGAUAUGGAUGCUUUCAUCAAGAUCCAUGGCGAAUCUCAUAUUUUCGUUGGUUCUCGGCCAAAGAACGCCAACGAAUCGCUGAACAGGCUUGAGUUGGCCACAGGGAUCUCAUCCGCUGUCAAUUUUGCCCGCGAUUCCAAGAGUAAAAGAUUCCAUAGCCCUGAUGGCAAGAAUCCCCGAUUGCUCAAGCCCGCCGCUGCAGUCGCGAACUUGUUUUUCAGCCAGUACGUUGGUGGUCCUGAAAAAGAUGCUGGGAUUGUAAACUUUGACAAAAUCCUGGACGAACUUUCCCAGAAAUCAAAGCUUGAAUCAUCCAGCAAGGAGCUUCAGCGAGCCAAUCCGGAACACAUCAUUACCCGAAAGUGGUCUAAUACCCACAACAUUGGCACACUGCAGCUUCUUGCAUUCUUGAAGACCAAGCUAUUCGAAGAGGAGCCUAUCAUCUUAUACAACUAUUUCGGCAUGCACAAACGCUCCAUCGAGUUACUCAGACUGAUCCGAGACAAGGAGCACCAGAAAUUUGUUCAAUAUUUCACGUCGGCGUACAUGCCUGAUGAGUCCUUCAUAUCAAACAUCGUCAUUCUCAUUCAUCAUGUUGCGCAAGGCUCGGCCCAAAAUGCACGCGCAAUGGGACUUGCAUCUGGCGGAGUUGAGGUGGUGAGUCGGAUUGUCACGAGCGCUGGCGAUGUGAUGCGAGAAUACUUAGAGAAGAAUGGAAAUGUAGCAUGCAAGGAGUUGAGAGUGUUCUGCAAGAACAAAAAGCCAAUUCAAGAUGAUGUUGCUUAUGAUAAGGGCGAAUCGGACGAGUUGGUAUAUUCUUGGCUCAGUCUUGAGGAUGUUCUGGGCCCCAAGGGUAUGGCCUCGCUCAUGACUGGGAUCCCGAUAGCGUAGGCUUAUGGACCUGAUGCUGCCUUGAUGAUGCCAACAACCACCUGCACGUGCGAAAACUCUGCUUCAUUUUCUACUAGUGAUGGUCCAUAAAAUUAUCUUAUGGCAACUCAGAAUUUCCAUGUUCGAAUUCAAACUAUCGUGCCCCGAUUUCGACCAAAUUGUCACUUGAAUCUUCUGAUAUGCGCCCAUCUUAUUGUGAUUAUGAGUGGGUGACAGGUCACUGCGGAACCUGAAAGCUAGAAUCUUUAGUAGUCCUCGCCUCAUUCAAUUCCGGCCGCUUGAAUUGUUGCAAUG